Rubroshorea leprosula is the source of this 907-nucleotide messenger RNA. The record is from the annotation of a GenBank genome assembly. Lineage: Eukaryota; Viridiplantae; Streptophyta; Magnoliopsida; Malvales; Dipterocarpaceae.
UAGACAUACUAUUUGUGUUUUGUGCAGGUCUUCCUUAGCAUCCAAUUAUUGUUUGUUUCUUGUUGGUUGAGACAAGUAGAAAAAAAUAGGAAAAAGCAUUUGGUGCAAAAUAAAGUGCAGUGACAUAUACAUAAACGCAGUUGCCUGAGUAUCAUCUUUCCUUCAGUUACUAUAUAUGUACAUACACGGAUCUUUGAUUUUUUCUCAUUCUGGAAUGCUGCAAAUUCUCUUAUGUUUCUUGGUGGGGCGAUCAUGCUAAUUUCUGAAGCUGAACAUCUGGAUGCUAAUAGGUUGAACAUAUCUCGCUCCUCUACCCCUCAACUCCCGUCUCCCUGGAACGUCUAAGGUGCUAAUUUCUUGUAUGGCAUUUAUACGAACUACGGACUGACAAUUUUGACAUCAGUAAUCCCCUUGUUCCUGCUCCUCAUUCGUGUACAUAAUGACAACAUUUAUUCAAGUCAUUAUUAAUAAAAUCGGUUAUCUUUGUGAUGAGAGGCUUUAAAGCAACAUCUUGUGAGUUGGUGAGAGAGUUAAUCGAAAAUCCCUCUCAUUCCUCAUCUUCUUCUAGAUUUGGGCCACGUUACGACUGUCGACAAUUGUCAACGAUUGCCCAAACCAUCGCGAUAAUCCUCAUCUUCUCCUCGAAAAUCCCUAAUUGCUGUUACUUACCGUGAGACGUGGACCCCUUGCUACCAGAUCUACAAAGCCACUGCUAGUAAAUGUAAAGAGAGUGGAAAAGGAGUGACAUUCCUGACAUAUUGUAUGUUAUCCCAUGAUGGCCACUGUUGUUUGUGUGCAGUCAAACGCUAUUAUCUAAUGUAGAAAAAAAGAAGAAAAAGAAUUGCCUCUUCGCUUUGGGAGUGUCUAUUUUAACUUGAUCCUACUUUCAUAAAUCUUGGACGGUCAU